AUGGACGACAAGAACAAGGGUUUCUCGCUCCGUCAGAAGAAAUCAAAGCGCAUUCCCAUCAGCGGUCCCAAACCAAUAUCAGGACCGAUCUCUCAAACGAAGCCCCCGACUCUCAAUGGCUCCACACGUACGAAUACCACUGGGAGGACAGAUACAGCCAAUACCGCUGACAUAGUCAAAAGAAGAUACUCUACAAGAUUUAAUCAGCUCCCAGACUUUAACACAGCCAAUGCACCGCCCGUUCCAUCGCUCUCUCAAGGCUAUUCCAAGCCCAGCAGUCACGGGCAGCAGCAAGCCGGCCAAGGUCUGAAAAUACCACUGGACGUGAAUGCUCUCAAAGACCCUGCCUUUCAAACCGAGAAAUACUCGACCAAUCUGCUUGCUGAUGCCUCUGACCAAGACCUUCAAGAUUACCAGGGAACUCUACGCAAGCUGAAGAACCGUGCCUCGAGCGACAUUCAGCAGAAUGUCUAUCAAAAUCGAUCUCAAUUCAUUAAGGUUAGCAAAGAAGCCGAGAAAUUAAAGGGCGAAAUGCGAACAUUGCGAGGUCUGAUUUCCGAGCUCACUUCGGCGGUAAGCCAGGCUUCUAUCAGUGCUGGCGCUCUAGAACCUACAGUCACAAUAGACGAUGAUGCUCGAUCAAGGGCACGAAAGCAGGCAAAUAGAAGUUCGGUGGCCAAUCUAGAAGCCAUGUGGAGCGCACAGCUGCACACAUUGUGGAAAAAAAUCGAGGGAUCGCAGAAAUUCCUCCCCGCGAUCCCAGGUCGGCAUGUCGUUACGGAGCAACAGCAUUGGCUAGAGCUUGAUGCGGCGACCUGGAAAACAAAAAGACACGCGCACAUUUUUCUCUUAAACGACCAUCUGAUGAUAGCCGGUCGGCGAAAAAAGCGCGUCGAUGCCAGUACGGCCGCUGACGCAAAACAAAGUCAAAGCACGAGAGCGGUUGCAGACAGAUGUUGGCCUCUACAAGACAUAGAUAUGGUCGAUCUUGCCUCGAAUGCCUCGGGUGCAGGCGAUAAGCGCGGCAUGUCCAAUGCAAUUAGCAUUCGAUGUGGUCAAGAAUCAUUCACGUACCGCAGCGACAAAACGACAACUGCAGACAAGAUGAAGUUGCUUCAAGAUUUUCGACGAACAGCAGACGAACUACGCAGAACGCUCAGAGCCGAUAUGGAGGAGCAAAGUAACAAGACAAGAGAGAACAUGGAUUAUCUUACCACUAGGGAUCCCGCUCUUUCUAACAAAACCGAACUUCUGAGAAAAAUUAGCAAUGCCAAAGAUAGGCCAGAAAUCAUGAUCGAGGUCGAUGGCAAACAUCAGAACCUCCGAUGGGUGGAAGGCCAAAUUGAUGAGCUUGAUAGCGAAGUCGCCCUCCAGCGCUUCGAGGAGGCUGUGCGAAGGAUCGAGAAGCUGCGGAAGCUCGCCAAAGGGCUCAAGGGGAACAUGAUCGCUCAAGACCUCAUCAGCACCAAGGUCGACGAGCGAGCCCGCAAACUCGCUGAAUUGACAGACAUCCUUAAUCUCCGUCUUUCAGCCACUCACGCCCACCUCGCUCCGACCCAAAAGCACAUAGCUUACCUAGUCCGUCUUUCAUUCGACGCCUUGGCGCGGGAAACCUACCUUUCCGCGCGCAAAGCCCUCAUCAAUACUCGCGCCCGAAGUAUCAUCUUCGAAGGCGACCUGCGUCAUCACGUCUUCCAGCUCAGCUUCGUCUACUUUUCCCUCAUGCGAAACACCGUAAAGGUAUACCAGCAGUGCUUUCCGCCACUUAUGUCGAGUGCCUGCGUGAAGUGGUGCCAUGAGCGAUUACAAGAAUUCAAUGACAGUCUCGGGCGGCAAUUGAGCAGUGUAACUACAGGAAGUCCAACGUAUGCAGAUAGUGUAGCGAGAGCGAAGGAGCAUGCCGGGAUGAUGGGGGAGGUGGGCUUGGACUUCAAAAGUUUGGUACAGCCAGCCGGGGUACAGAGAAUGGAAGGGUGA
Molecule: messenger RNA, 1977 nt
Organism: Bacidia gigantensis
Lineage: Eukaryota; Fungi; Ascomycota; Lecanoromycetes; Lecanorales; Ramalinaceae
Exons: 2
Coding region: 1-1977 (658 amino acids)
Biological process (GO): intracellular protein localization; Golgi to plasma membrane transport; exocytosis
Cellular component (GO): exocyst
Source: RefSeq, a predicted model, not a curated record